AUGUCUUGGGGCACUGACGAAAUCGCCGCGCCAGCCACCGACACUUGGGGUUCGGCCGCCGUUGCUGACGACACACCCACCGACAACGCUGAAGGUACUGCUGAAGGCGAGGCACCCACUACUCCCGCCCCUGCCGUGGGCGAACUCAGCAAGGAGAAGUAUGUCAGCAAGGCUCGUGAUGCUGGCUGGAACGAGGCCACUGCCAUUGACUUCAGCAAGUACCAGAACGGCGGUGCUGAGGACAAUGAUUGGCAUGGCGCUGCUGCUUCGUACGAGUGGAAGGAUGAGUACGGUGACGUCGGCCCUGAGGUGCUUCAGCUGGAGAUGAUCCUCUUCGGCGGCGAGUUCCAAAUGAAGAGGGGUGAGCGCAUGGAGCCUCUUGAGCUCAAGGUCAACAUCGAGGGUCCGGUGCUCAUCAAGCCCAUCAAGAGCUUCGACGAGGCAGGUCUUCAUCCAAUCAUCCAAAGCAACGUCGAGAAGUGUGGCUACGACAAGCCCACCCCAAUCCAGGCGUACGCAAUCCCUGCAGUACUCCAGGCCAUGGAUGUCGUCGGCGUCGCACAGACUGGUUCCGGCAAGACGGCUGCCUACCUCAUCCCUGUCCUUUCACGCCUCAUGGGCAAGGCCAAGAAGCUCGCCGCUCCGAAGCCCAACACGGCCGACCCUUCCUACAACCCCCAAUUCCACAAGGUCAAGGCUGAGCCGUUGGUUGUCGUUGUGGUUCCUACGCGUGAGCUGGCCAUUCAGAUCUUCGAUGAGGCUCGUCGUCUUUGCUAUCGUUCCAUGCUCCGUCCGUGUGUCGCCUAUGGCGGUCUUCCUAUGAAGAUCUGCGUUGAGGAGUUGGGCAAGGGCUGCGACAUUCUUAUCGCCUCCCCUGGCCGCCUGUGCGACUUGAUGGACAAGCCGCAUGUGUUGACCAUGAGUCGAGUGAAGUAUACCAUCAUCGACGAGGCCGACGAGAUGCUGGACGCUGAUUGGGAGUCCGAGUUGAGCAAGAUCAUGGCGGGCGGUGGCAAGUAUAUCUAG
Molecule: messenger RNA, 1026 nt
Organism: Recurvomyces mirabilis
Lineage: Eukaryota; Fungi; Ascomycota; Dothideomycetes; Mycosphaerellales; Teratosphaeriaceae
Exons: 3
Coding region: 1-1026 (341 amino acids)
Molecular function (GO): nucleic acid binding; RNA helicase activity; ATP binding
Source: RefSeq, a predicted model, not a curated record